AUGAAGAAGGAGAACUUCCCUGAGGAGCUCAGCUUGGCUUCUCCUCAGAUCAGCAAGGGCCUGGUGCUGCUUCAGAGCAUGGCCAACCGAGACUUCCAUGGUCUAGAGAGGAAGCUGCAAGAAGACCAUCACAGACCCAGCAAGUCAGCCCAGGCCGUCAGUCGCUAUUACCGCAAAGUGAGCCAGUUCAAGAAGCUCAAUAGCCCUAAUGGCUUUGUGUCUGAAAUGGAAGAAAUGAGAAAGGCCUUUCUCAUGCGGCCUGGAUGCCCUCAGUUCAGUACCAGAGCUACAUCUGUAUCUCACGUGGGUUCUGCCACCACGGUUGAUCUGCCCAGGGACACAUGUACCAGCUCCGGAACCUGGAAGAUGUCCGAGGACCAGCCCCUGGACAGGCAGGGCUCUGCCACCAGUAUGGACGGGCGCCUCUUUUCAUUCAGCAAGAGUGCUUGCGAGCUCAACUACUCACGAAAGAGGAGUGAGCCCCCGGCCACGAGCCCCACCAGCAGCCCAACCAUGGUCAAGAGGUCCCAGAGAACCAGGAUGCCCUGGUACAUCUCUGUCAUCCAUGAGAAGGAUCAUUCCCUGGUCCGGCUGGGAGAAGAACUCCGGCGCCUCUCGGUGCUAGAGACCCAGAUGCAGAAGAAAGAUCAGGAGAUCUUGCUGCUCCAGAAGGAGAAGGAGGCCCUGAAGAAGCAACUGAAGGCCCUCCUCAGAAGCAAAGGCACAGAACCAUCUUCCUCUUCCAUCAAGACGGAUCGGUCAUUUGAGGCUUUGCUGAAGCUGGGAAAGGUGAGCAUGCUGAAGACGCCACACAAAGAAAAGGAGGAGCUUCAGCCCUGGAUGCAGAUGCAGGAUGACUUUAACAUGACCGAGAGCAGCAAGGAACUGCCGAUGGAACCAGGAAGUGUCGUGGAGGAAAAGGGCCCCAAGGGGGCCCCGGAGGAGGCUGGAACUACUGCCAAACCUGGGAGCAGCAUGGGCAAGAUGGGGACUUUGCGUGAAGAGGGCCCUGAGGAGGAAGAGGAGGAGGAGGAGGAAGCAAAUGGACUAGAAGAGGAGGAGGAGGCGGUGGUAGAGGAGGAAGAACUGUGGGAGCUGAGGGAGGAGGAGGAGGACCAGGGUCCCAAGAGGUCGUACUCCCUGACCGAAUCCUUUGAGGAGGAGCUGAUGGCCCAGCUGGAGGAGUAUGAGCGCUUGUUGUUGGACUUCCAGAGUGAGCUGGAACUCACCAGAACCAGAUACUCCCUGGCCACAGGAGCCAUCACAUCCUUACAACGGCAAACCGACUACCAGGAGUCUCAGCUGCGAAAGGUCACCAUGGAAAACGAGCUUCUGGAAAAGGAACUCCGUGAACGAAAGCGGCAGAUACAAGCCAUGACCAACAAGUUCUCCAGCCUCCGGGAGGAAAAGAAGCAACAGGGGAUAAUGGGACUCAUUGAGAAGGAGAACCUUAUCCUCCGACAGCAAGUGUCUGACUUGGAGACAGAGCUCCUCAAGCGCGAUCAGGCCAUCGUGGAGCUGCACAGCAAAGUCAGCGAGCUGCAGGCUCAGGUCGACCUGUACGAGGACCACCUGAGGAGGUGGAAAGAGCUUCACAACGAUCUCCAGAGCCGGAAUGAGACAAUCCAGCAAGCAGAGCAACAGACUCGCGUGGUCCUAGAGUCCUUUCAGGCCAGGCUGGAGCGACUAAGGAAUAAGAUCAUCCAGGCCGUCUACAGUGUCAGUGGGACCAAGAACUUGUCCACGGAGCUCUCUGACAACUACAUCCUGGAGUCCCUGCAGAGAAUCAUCACAGAAAGAAGCGAGUUCUACAGCCAGCUGAAACAAAAAGGCGUCAAGGUGCCCCCGCUGCAGCAGUCAGACAUCUCCCUCCCCAGCAAGCUCAAGAAGCUCUUUCCCAAGUAG
Chionomys nivalis (European snow vole) is the source of this 1905-nucleotide messenger RNA. RefSeq names its product coiled-coil domain containing 27 (gene Ccdc27). The record is from RefSeq and is a predicted model, not a curated record. Bases 1 to 1905 code for a protein of 634 amino acids. Lineage: Eukaryota; Metazoa; Chordata; Mammalia; Rodentia; Cricetidae. The transcript has 12 exons.